Molecule: messenger RNA, 854 nt
Organism: Diospyros lotus (date-plum)
Lineage: Eukaryota; Viridiplantae; Streptophyta; Magnoliopsida; Ericales; Ebenaceae
Exons: 3
Coding region: 140-262 (40 amino acids)
Biological process (GO): proton motive force-driven ATP synthesis
Molecular function (GO): proton transmembrane transporter activity
Source: RefSeq, a predicted model, not a curated record
GCCCGUGGCAUUCGGCAUCAUAGCCCGAGGAGAGUAGGGCAAGAAAGAAGACGCGGAGUGGAGGUAUAGAGGGUUUCGGCGCAACACCUCACCAGAAAACCAGAAAUCGAAUCCAAAAAAUAAGAUAUUGGAAAGGCAAAUGGCGCCGCCUCCCGGUCCUUAUUCCGGGACCAGUACUCUUGCUUUGGUGGCUCGUGCUUCUGCCUUCUCCGUCGGCCUUUUUUAUGGAAGCAUCAAGCUCAAGUAUCUCAAGGACCAGUAAUCUGUCGCUCCCGGUGGAACUCUUCAUUUUAUUUGAACUUCGCAUUUACUAUAUGUGAAUUUGUAUCUGGAAGUAUCAGGGCUUUUAUCCCUCCGAGGAUUUGAAGCUUACUUAUUGCAUGCAUAUAUUGUUUUAAGGGAAGGGGGGAGGUGGGGAGUAUUGGUUAGUUGGCUGUUCUGGUGUAGAAGGGUAGCUUUCUACAAUUAGGCAGGGUGUUCUCUGAGGAUUGUGUCAUGGUUAUGCAUCAGACAAGCAUAGUUGAAUGAUGUUUGCAGGCAUGCAUAACAAAACUGUAAUCAUAGCACCCAUCCAUACCUGAAUUGGUGAUUCUUAGAUAAUGGAAAUUGUACUUAAGAUCAUAUGAUCUUUGUGCUCUGAUGGCAGACCACCUCUCGUAAAAGAAUUAAAAAUAAAUAAAUAAAGGCUGGAAGGAAAGAACCCUAUAUUACUUCUGGCUGACUUCACUAACAUAAUUUUGGUGAACGUAUUCCAAGGAUUUCCUUAACUUGCUUACGACAAGGAGUUUGAUUUGUCAUGUAUGCUAGAAGUUGGUACAUUUACAUACACAUCAUGCAUGUCAUAGCAUUCUCUG